Fusarium fujikuroi IMI 58289 is the source of this 384-nucleotide messenger RNA. RefSeq lists its product as uncharacterized. The record is from RefSeq and is a predicted model, not a curated record. Bases 1 to 384 code for a protein of 127 amino acids. Lineage: Eukaryota; Fungi; Ascomycota; Sordariomycetes; Hypocreales; Nectriaceae. The transcript has 2 exons.
AUGCAUUUCACUACAACUCUCGCAUCUCUCGUGCUCUUGGGCAGCUCUACCAUUUCUGGCGUUGAAGCUAAGUGCUUCACCAGUGGCAUUACCUGGCCGGGCGGCCUGCAUGUCUUCGUCGCGGAAGUUGAGCGUGAAUGUCGCUGUGGUGCGUUCGCGGGUACGUUCCGUCCUGGUGAGGUCAAGUACAAGUGCAUUCAGUACGGAAGCGGUACCAAAAUGGAGUACUCCAUUACGAACAAGAACACCAGAGACUCCUUUGAUCUCCAGGAUGAGCAUUGCAUUGGCGGAUUAAGUGAUGAGAUCAGAGGCUGCUCCCGGGGAGGUUCGUCCGAGAAGUCAGGAUGGGUUUUCACCUCCGACCCUAAUGAGGGCCGCUGUUAG